ACUCCUAAGCUCCUCCGCCGGCGGAGGGCCAGGGUGAAGGGAUGGCCGGGCGAACGGUGCGGCUGGUGCUGCUGGUUGGGGCAGCCGCACUAGCAAGCGGCUCCCAGGGCGAUCGCGAGCCGGUGUACCGCGACUGCGUGCUGCGGUGCGAGGAGCGGAACUGUUCGGGGGCCGCACUGAAGCACUUCCGCUCCCGCCAGCCAAUCUACAUGAGCCUAGCAGGCUGGACCUGUCAGGAUGACUGUAAGUAUGAGUGUAUGUGGGUCACCGUUGGCCUCUACCUCCAGGAAGGUCACAAAGUGCCUCAGUUCCACGGCAAGUGGCCCUUCUUCCGGUUCCUGUGCUUCCAAGAACCAGCUUCUGCUGUGGCCUCUUUCCUCAAUGGCCUGGCCAGCCUGGUUAUGCUCUGUCGCUACCGCACCUCCGUGCCAGCCUCAUCCCCUAUGUACCCUACCUGCGUGGCCUUCGCUUGGGUCUCCCUCAAUGCUUGGUUCUGGUCCACAGUCUUCCACACCAGGGACACCGACGUCACAGAGAAAAUGGACUACUUCUGUGCCUCCACUGUCAUCCUACACUCAGUCUAUCUGUGCUGUGUCAGGACCGUGGGGCUGCAGCGCCCGGCCGUGGCCAGUGCCUUCCGGGCCCUCCUUCUGCUAAUGCUGACGGCGCACGUCUCCUACCUGAGCCUCGUCCGCUUCGACUAUGGCUACAACCUGGCGGCCAAUGUGGCGAUCGGCCUGGUGAACGCGGCGUGGUGGCUGACCUGGUGCCUGCGGAAUCGGCAGCGGCUGCCCCACGUGCACAAGUGCAUCGUGGUGGUCCUGCUGCUGCAGGGGCUGUCCCUGCUCGAGCUGCUAGACUUCCCGCCUCUCUUCUGGGUUCUGGAUGCCCACGCCAUCUGGCACGUCAGCACCAUCCCUGUCCACGUCCUCUUCUUCAGGUGGGUGCUCCUCCCUGCCCGUCCUUGCCUGCCUCUUAGAGGCCUCUGUGCACUGGUCACCCACUGCCCGCUCGCCUGCAACACCCCACCCUGCCCCCAGGGGACGCUCUCAGAGCUGUGCCUCAGUGGGCUCCUCCCUUGGCCCACAGCUUUCUGGAAGAUGACAGCCUCUACCUGCUGAAAGAAUCAGAGGCCAAGUUCAAACUGGACUGAAGGCCCUGGAAGCGGGUCUGCCCUCUUGGGGACUCUGUCCCUCCCUGCUGGCUCCCCUUCUUCCCCCCGUCCCUGCCCCAAUCCUUGAGAUGCCUUUUUUUCCUUUUAGCAUCUUGUUCUUGGACAUGGAGGGUGUGGGACCAGAAUCAUGUAACCUGCCCAGCCCCUUGCUCACCCCCACAUGGCCCUCACAGUUUUUGGCGUCAGUUCAGACCUGGCCUCAUAACAUCUGGGGCAGGAAAAUGGGCAACCCCUCUGCUCCCUGGAGCUGAACAGGGCUGGA
Globicephala melas (long-finned pilot whale) is the source of this 1436-nucleotide messenger RNA. RefSeq names its product post-GPI attachment to proteins phospholipase 3 (gene PGAP3). The record is from RefSeq and is a predicted model, not a curated record. NCBI's taxonomy places the organism in Eukaryota, Metazoa, Chordata, Mammalia, Artiodactyla, Delphinidae. Gene Ontology annotation, molecular function: hydrolase activity, acting on ester bonds. Gene Ontology annotation, biological process: GPI anchor biosynthetic process. Gene Ontology annotation, cellular component: endoplasmic reticulum membrane.